Molecule: messenger RNA, 639 nt
Organism: Solanum pennellii
Lineage: Eukaryota; Viridiplantae; Streptophyta; Magnoliopsida; Solanales; Solanaceae
Exons: 3
Coding region: 1-639 (212 amino acids)
Molecular function (GO): nucleic acid binding
Source: RefSeq, a predicted model, not a curated record
AUGAAUGGAGCCGUAGAAGCCACCAAUAAGAAUAUCAAGAAGAUUUUGAGAAAAAUGAUCGACAAUCAUCGAGGUUGGCAUGAGAUGUUGCCAUAUGCUUUAUUGGGUUAUCGGACGAAUGUCAGAAUGUCGAUUGGAGAUACUCCAUACUUGCUAGUAUAUGGAACAGAAGCAGUCAUAUCUGUUGAAGUCGAAAUACCGUGUUUGAGAAUCAUCCAAAAAGCUGAGUUAAGUAAUGCUGAAUGGGUCAGCAGGCGAAUUGAUCAACUAACUUUGAUUGAUGAGAAGAGAAUAGUUGUCGUUUUUCAUGAUCAGUUGUAUCGACAGAGAUUGAUUCGUGAUUUUCACAAGAGAGUAAGAACCAGAAUUUUCGAAGUUGGAUACUUGGUCCUUAAGCGCAUUUUCUUCAUCAAGACGAAUACAAGGGAAAAUACGCGCCAAAUUGGCAAGGACCCUACAUGGUUCACAAGGUUUAUAGCUUUGCUUCGAUAUCAGCAAAUUCCUCCGAUAGAUGAAUAUGGAGAAGUCGAGGGGAGGAGGAAGCCCUCCCUGAAUUUGACAGAUCAAGAUGAUUUUGGAGAUGAAAGAUUGCAAGCAAUAACAGAGGACAAAGGCGUUUAUAUCGAUGCAGGGCAAUAG